Pan troglodytes (chimpanzee) is the source of this 1674-nucleotide messenger RNA. It is a transcript of the gene RGN, whose product is annotated as regucalcin. Bases 407 to 1306 code for a protein of 299 amino acids. Gene Ontology annotation, biological process: L-ascorbic acid biosynthetic process. The transcript is spliced from 7 exons. Gene Ontology annotation, molecular function: enzyme regulator activity; calcium ion binding; gluconolactonase activity. The record is from RefSeq and is a predicted model, not a curated record. NCBI's taxonomy places the organism in Eukaryota, Metazoa, Chordata, Mammalia, Primates, Hominidae.
CUCCCCUCGGCCCGCUGCCUGACCUUCGAGCCGCCUGAGAAAUCUCCAGCCUGGCGAGUGCCCGAGCCAGGCCGGCCUCCCCGCCCCCUCCCUGGAAAGGAAAGGCCCCAGCGACAACAGAGCCAGACCCGCUCCUCCCGAUCUCCCAGAAGGCGACUGACAGCUGACUGCCAGAAGGAGAUCGCGCCAGGAGACUGACUGCUCUGUGCCCACCCGGGGACCCGGGCCCGUUCAGCCGGGCUGACUGGUGCGCCCUCUGCAAAGCCUGCGCCAGGGAGGAGGCAGGCUCAACCUUCAGAUUCCCAGGGCCUCUCUGUCGCUGUCGCCGUCGCCGUCGCCCGAGGUCCCAGCGGCUCUACCAGAUUGUUGUGGAGGCCUCUCACCCGCACAGAUCUCCCCUGCGACCAUGUCUUCCAUUAAGAUUGAGUGUGUUUUGCCAGAGAACUGCCGGUGUGGUGAGUCUCCAGUAUGGGAGGAAGCGUCCAACUCUCUGCUCUUUGUAGACAUUCCUGCAAAAAAGGUUUGCCGGUGGGAUUCAUUCACCAAGCAAGUACAGCGAGUGACCAUGGAUGCCCCAGUCAGCUCCGUGGCUCUUCGCCAGUCGGGAGGCUAUGUUGCCACCAUUGGAACAAAGUUCUGUGCUUUGAACUGGAAAGAUCAAUCAGCAGUUGUCUUGGCCACGGUGGAUAACGACAAGAAAAACAAUCGCUUCAAUGAUGGGAAGGUGGAUCCCGCCGGGAGGUACUUUGCUGGCACCAUGGCUGAGGAAACAGCUCCAGCAGUUCUUGAGCGGCACCAGGGGGCCCUGUACUCCCUCUUUCCUGAUCACCACGUGAAAAAGUACUUUGACCAGGUGGACAUCUCCAAUGGUUUGGAUUGGUCGCUAGACCACAAAAUCUUCUAUUACAUUGACAGCCUGUCCUACUCCGUGGAUGCCUUUGACUAUGACCUGCAGACAGGACAGAUCUCCAACCGCAGAAGUGUUUACAAGCUAGAAAAGGAAGAACAAAUCCCAGAUGGAAUGUGUAUUGAUGCUGAGGGGAAGCUCUGGGUGGCCUGUUACAAUGGAGGAAGAGUGAUUCGUUUAGAUCCUGUGACAGGGAAAAGACUUCAAACUGUGAAGUUGCCUGUUGAUAAAACAACUUCAUGCUGCUUUGGAGGGAAGAAUUACUCUGAAAUGUAUGUGACCUGCGCCCAGGAUGGGAUGGACCCCGAGGGUCUUUUGAGGCAACCUGAAGCUGGUGGAAUUUUCAAGAUAACUGGUCUGGGGGUCAAAGGAAUUGCUCCCUACUCCUAUGCAGGAUGAGGACAGGUCUUCUUUCCUGCCAGAGGGAGCUCUGAAGACAACUAGAGAAUUCUGGGCCUGAAAUUUCAAUCUAGUUAGAAAGAAAAAUGAGGCAAUGAUUUUAUUAACAGCGUUAAGUUUUAAUUUACAACUUUUAAAAGGCAGAGCAUUUUUAACAAGGGGUGACAGGUGGUUUUGAUAACACACUUAUAAGGCUUUCUGUAAAAGGUACUAUAGAAGGGCGAAGAAUCGUUCAACUGUCAAUCAGCCUCUUGAUUCUUUGUAAAUUGCCAGGGUGGGUGGGUACAUAUCUCUUCUUGAUUCUGCAUUUCAUACUUAACUAUAUUAAAGCUUCAAGGAACAAUAAAUAGUAACCUGGUAAUGACCUA